Moneuplotes crassus is the source of this 1058-nucleotide messenger RNA. NCBI's taxonomy places the organism in Eukaryota, Ciliophora, Spirotrichea, Euplotida, Euplotidae. The record is from the annotation of a GenBank genome assembly.
CAAAUGGAAAUUGGUACUAAUCAGAGCUAUUUCUCUUACCAUAGUCCAGCCAAAUUAAAAGACGAUAAGUCUCGAUUUGAGACAGAAACAAGCAGGAGCUUCCAAAAGCACACGAUCGAUGGGUCAGACCAAAAACUGACUAGAAUGCCACAGCUCAGAAGAAUAGUAGAGCUCUAUUCUGUACACAAAGAUGACCAAGAAAUAGAUGACCAGUCUGGUUCGUCCUGUAGCCCUAAGAGACUCCGUCCAGGGAGUUUAUAUAAUGAUAGUAGUCCUAAGAAGGCUUCAACUAUUGAGAAGGCCUCAGAUCAUUUUACUAACAGAAGUAAGAGUAUUGGGCAGAAUAGCAAUCGAUAUGCUGAACAAGCAUCUGGGAAUAUCAUUCCAAGGUACAGAAUUGGUAAAAGGUCCUCCUCGACUUACCAAAAUCACUUUGAAGUGACCCCUGCGAAGAUCCUUAAGGAGAAAUCGUUGAACAAUAAUCCAAAUUUUAAAUAUGAGCAGAUGAGCUACAAUCAUAAAUUCCCUCCAAUUCCAAAAGCUAGGAUGAUUGAUAGGUUGUCUAAGAGCCCAUUUGAGACCAAAACAAAGGAUUAUCAGAAUGUGGAAGACCUCAGUCCUUCUUUGAAGAGGUUUAUGCUUAACAAAACUGUAAACAAGUCAGUCGUAGCUGAACCUCUCAAUAAAGAAGCUAAAAUAAAAUCUAAAUUAGCACGAAAGAACAGUAUUUUACAGAAAAUAGCUGAUAGCUCACUAAAGAAGGAGCCAGAGUUGUUCAAGCCAAUGUCAGUGAGCAUUUCAGAUGUAAUGAAGACUUCAUUUGAUCGUCCAAAGGUCACUGCUGUUCAGGAUACCUUGCAUGGCAUCUUCCAGACUUCUGCUCACCUCAAGCAGCAGCAACGGCAUAAGAAGUUCAAGACUUGGGGAGGUCUUAAAAUUCCAAUCACACACAAUGGAAUAUUUAACAAAAAUAAAGAUAUUAUGAGCAAGUGGGAUGAAGUGAGAGACGGAAUUUUCAACAAGUUAUAGCGAGGCUUCUCUAAAAUUACCGUUUUCAA